Messenger RNA from Giardia duodenalis, 351 nucleotides. RefSeq lists its product as uncharacterized. The coding region runs from base 1 to 351 and encodes 116 amino acids. The transcript has a single exon. The record is from RefSeq and is a predicted model, not a curated record. Lineage: Eukaryota; Fornicata; Diplomonadida; Hexamitidae.
AUGGAGCAGUACAUACCCCACAGUGCGGUGUUCAAACUAUACACAUAUCGAGGCAUGAUUAUCCACACAGACUUUCGUGCUCCACUUCGUCUCCCAGAAGCCUUUCAUCCAGGAGGAUUGUACGAAGCAUACGGAGCUUGUGACACUUCGGAGGCUAGUUACCGGAAGAUAAAUUCACAAACGUGUCUGGAGAUCCAGACCAGCAUCGCAUAUGCUCCGACUCCCGUGGAAUGGCGCCUGGUCCAGAGCGUUGCCCAGCUGAUUUACACCUCGCUGGGAUUGUCCAUACUGGGGAUUGAUGCUCUUUUCGUUUUAAUUUCAUACAAUCGAUUUCACUUUAUUUUGACCUGA